AUGGCCGAGCAAGAGACCAGCCGUACAUCUCAUCAGGCACGAAAUAAUGCCCCAGGUCGGUCUCAAAGUGAGGGCCAGGGUUCAGCAUCACGUUCUCGGGGAGGUUCAGGUGGAGGACGCCGCAGGGGAAGGGCAGGACGGAGUCGUGGCCAGCGACAGGAUGAUUCAGCACAAGUUCCCGAGGGUCGCGGAAAUGCCCCUCAGACAGGGCCUGCCGAUGCCGCUGUCGCUGCACAAACCAUAGCCACCCCCGAAAGCUCAGGGUCUUCUAGAGGCAGAAGAAACCGGCGAGGUAAUCGAGGUGGUUCUCGAGGGCAAGGAAACCAAGGGAGAGGCGUGUUCUCCAUGGGACCGCAGCGUACUUUUGGUGGACGCUUGACUACAACUGAGCAACCAACAGAGGUUGCUCAAGAUGCAUCUUUGAGUGCAGACGCCCCCGCAUUCGUGCCUGGACAGCCUGUGUCCCAGAGGAGUGCCCAACAGCAACCACCAAGCGCACCUCGGCCCACAGGCCAAGGACGCUUAAGAAACCAUACCAGGGACCGCAAGCAGGACAGGCCCCGCCAAGAGGUUCCCAAGUCAACUGCCUCUGAAUUAUGGCAACGGAUUCAGGAAGACAUCGCCAACUGGAACUAUGAGUGCCGUAUCUGCACCGAAGAAGUUACUCGAAAAACUGAGGUCUGGUCGUGCACUACCUGCUGGACCGUCGUUCAUCUUGAAUGUGCCCACCAAUGGAAGAUAUAUGCGACUCGUUCGACCUCUUCGAUCUGGGCAACAGUUCCUGGUUUGAGGGCUCUUUUAGCUGCGAGAGUGCUUGCGGAAGAGUCUUCGAUUGUGGUGUACAUCGUUGCCAGGUUUCUUGUCACCCGCAAGAAGAGGUCUCGGCUCAUUGCCCUUUCUCUCCGGACGUUGUCACCCAUUGCCCUUGUGGCAGGACACCGCUCAAGGAUCUCACGGAGCAGCCUCGUCAGUCUUGUGAAGAUAAUGUUCCUCACUGUAAGAGGAUUUGCGAGAAGAAGCUGGAAUGCGGACAUCUCUGCCAAUCCUUGUGCCACACUGGGGAAUGUGACCCUUGCACCCAAACGAUGGAGAUUGACUGCCGCUGUGGCCGAGUCACGGGCGAGACAGUCUGCCAUGAGGGAAACAUCCAACAUCCCCUAUGCUUCAAGAUAUGCCAGGCUACUCGUAACUGCGGAAGACAUCGAUGCGGAGAGCAUUGUUGCCCGGGUGAAAAGAAGGCAUCUCAGCGUAUUGCUCAGCAGAAGAAGCAACGCCUGGGCCCUGAUUCGCUACCAGUUGAGGCUGAGCAUAUCUGUGUCGCCGUCUGCGGACGGCCACUUAAGUGUGGUAGUCACUUUUGUGAGCAACUCUGUCACCGCGGAGCUUGCCAAAGCUGUCCCGAGGCUAUCUGGGAAGAAGUUUCGUGCAACUGCGGCCAGACAGUCUUGCAUCCUCCACAACCAUGCGGAACGAGACAGCCAUCUUGCACUAACCAGUGUCAGCGGCAGACUGCAUGUGGACAUCCUUCUGUUGACCAUCAGUGCCAUCCUGAUGAUGUAUCCUGCCCGCCAUGCACAUACCUCGUUCAGAAGCGAUGCAUCUGUGGAAAGACGACGUUUCACAACAAGCCUUGUCAUUUGCAAGAGGCUCAUUGCGGAGAGCAAUGCGGACAGAAACUCUCCUGCGGACUCCAUACAUGUAAAAAGCUAUGUCAUCGCCCCGGAGAAUGCGGAGAUGCUCAGAAUGGUUGCGAGCAAAUAUGCGGAAAACCCAAGCUGCUAUGUAACCACCCAUGUCAGAGUGUUUGCCAUGGACAAACUCUGCCUAGCAAGUACGAGCAACCUUACUCCGAGUCGGCCAGAGGUUCGAUGUGAUGAGGAGUGCGAACGACUUGACCGCAACCGUCGCCUGGCCGCAGCUCUUAAUAUCGAUCCUGCUUCUCACACCAACGACCAUAUUCCCUUCUCGGAUAAUACUCUGAAGCUUUAUAAACAGAUGCAAUCAUGGGGAGAUGCUCAGGAGAGCCAGUUCCGAGUAUUUGCUGCUAACAAAGACGAAGUUCGUCUACGAUAUGAGCCCAUGAAGAACCAGUCACGCCAAUUUCUUCACUUGCUCGCCGAGGACUUCGGCUUCGAGAGUAAGAGCGAGGACUACGACAUUCACCGGUCUGUUCUUGUGUGGAAAUCAGAUAAGUUUGUUUCAGCCCCGACGAAGACACUUGCGCAGUGUGUCAAGAUCCGAGCAUCUCAAGCUGCCGAAGCUGCGGCUGCGGCUGCGAUUCGACCUCCAAGUCCCCCCAUUCUCGAGACUGAGCCUUUCAAUGCCCUGGUACUUACGGAGCCUCGCUUCGGUCUGACCAUCGAGGAAGUAAACACUGCUCUCGAACCGGAUCUCACAUCCCUGCAAGGCUUCAGUUUCAAGGUUGAUUUUCUGAAUGAGGAAGUUCUCAUCAAAGCUUCAGUCUCAUAUUCCGCAUUUCUCACACCCGCACCCAUGGAAAAGAGCCUAGAAAUCCUCAAACCUCGGAUCGAGCAGACUAUCCGACGUGAAAAGCUCGCUGAAAGCGUCUUGCUCUGUCACUCAGAUGCUACCGGUGCAAUUUCUCGGCGAGAGGUACCCCUCCGAGCCGGCACUGGAGGAUGGAGUGCCGUAGCUGGACGCGCGGCUUCUAGGCCAAUGUCCUCGUCUUCUACUCCUGCAACUGAAGAGGCAAAGCCCGGGCGCAAACUACUCCUAGGACUCAAGAAGAAGAGGCCGCAACAACCGGAGGCGGGAAAGGUCUGGGCUGCUCUUGAUGGGGACGUUGAAUGCUAA
Molecule: messenger RNA, 2814 nt
Organism: Fusarium musae
Lineage: Eukaryota; Fungi; Ascomycota; Sordariomycetes; Hypocreales; Nectriaceae
Exons: 4
Coding region: 1-2814 (937 amino acids)
Biological process (GO): negative regulation of transcription by RNA polymerase II
Cellular component (GO): nucleus
Molecular function (GO): DNA-binding transcription factor activity, RNA polymerase II-specific; RNA polymerase II transcription regulatory region sequence-specific DNA binding
Source: RefSeq, a predicted model, not a curated record